Messenger RNA from Penicillium cosmopolitanum, 2031 nucleotides. RefSeq names its product putative 5'-nucleotidase. Gene Ontology annotation, molecular function: hydrolase activity. Gene Ontology annotation, biological process: nucleotide catabolic process. The coding region runs from base 1 to 2031 and encodes 676 amino acids. Lineage: Eukaryota; Fungi; Ascomycota; Eurotiomycetes; Eurotiales; Aspergillaceae. The transcript is spliced from 4 exons. The record is from RefSeq and is a predicted model, not a curated record.
AUGUCCCCCCUCGAAAGCGACGGUAUCUCCGUCACGUACGACUCGCAAUGUACCCGUAUUCCGGAUCUGCGCCUGCUCCACUACAAUGAUGUGUAUCACGUUGAGGCUGGAUCGGCAGAACCCAUUGGUGGUACCCCGCGCUUCCAAUCUCUCGUCAACUUCUACCGCUCCGACCCGCGCUUUGCCGGCCAGCCCGAUGCCCUCACCUUUUUCUCCGGCGAUGCCUUCAACCCUAGCCUCGAAAGUACUGUCACAAAAGGGAAGCAUAUGGUGCCAUUUCUGAAUAAAGUGGGCACGGACGUGGCUUGUGUUGGUAAUCACGAUUUGGAUUUUGGCGUCGCACAGUUUCGACACUUGGCCGGCCAAUGCCAUUUCCCUUGGUUACUGGCCAAUGUCCUUGACCCUGCACUGGGAGACGAUGUGCCCAUCGCCAAUUGCCGCAAAACAUGCAUGUUGACCUCAUCGAAUGGGAUCAAGGUUGGUGUGAUUGGACUCGGUGAAAGGGAAUGGCUCGGGACAAUCAACUCCCUUCCUCCCGAUCUGAUUUACAAAUCCGCAUCUGAAACCGCCAAGAUAUUGGCGCCACAGCUUCGAGAGCAAGGAGCAGAGCUGGUUGUCGUCGUCUCCCAUCAACGCGAACCGAAUGAUAAUAAAUUAGCAAACAAUUUACCGGCAGGAUUGGUCGAUAUCAUCUUAGGUGGCCAUGAUCACUACUACGCCCACUCUGUGGUCAAUGGAACCCAUAUUCUCCGCUCAGGGACCGACUUCAAACAGCUAAGCUACAUCGAAGCAUUCCGCAAAUCAGAUGGAGCUUCGGGCUGGGACUUCACCAUUACCCGACGAGAUGUCACUCGUUCGCUCCCGGAGGAAGCAUCGACGGUCGCGCUUGUCGAGCGACUCACUUCCAGCCUCAGGGCCAAGUUGGAAAAGCCCGUGGGGUAUACGGUGACCCCUCUAGACGGCCGCUUCUCGACGGUGCGACAACGCGAAUCGAACUUGGGAAACUUCGUCUGUGACUUGAUGCGGUUCUACUAUGCAGCGGAUUGUGCUAUGAUGGCAGGCGGGACCAUCCGCGGUGACCAAAUCUAUCCACCGGGCAUUCUUCGAUUGAAAGACCUGCUGAACUGCUUCCCUUUUGAAGAUCCCGUUGUCCUGUUGCGUGCGAGAGGUCAGGCAGUGCUUGACGCAUUGGAAAAUGGUGUUAGCCAGCUGCCGGCACUCGAAGGCCGGUUCACCCAAGUGUCCAACAUCUCGUUCGGAUUCAAACCCGAUGCGCCCAGUGGAUCACGAAUCACAUUUGCUCGCAUCGGUGGAAAACCCAUCGACCUCCAGAAGAACUAUGUCCUAGCAACACGCGGAUAUAUGGGCCGGGGCAAGGACGGUUUCUCGUCUUUGUUGGUCAAAUCCGAGGGAGGCGAGGUCGAGGAACUCGUAUGUGAAGAGAACGGCGUUUUGAUCAGCACCAUUCUACGCCAAUACUUUAUGAGCUUGAAGGUUCUCGGUAAAUGGGGACGCUGGAGUGCCAGUCUGCAUAGACACUGGGGCUCUGUGCAUCGCAAUUUGCACGGCGAGGGCUGGUUGAAGCCACCCUCUGCAGCGGUGUCACCGGUCUCGGAAAAGGCACCAGUGCAUCGUUUUGACUCGCGACCAGCCCUGAAACGAACUUCUCGAUCCACUCAUUACUAUGGACGCUUCCCCGAGGAGGCUGACCUUGAUGCUGUAUCUCUCACUGCCAGUACCAAUGACAGUGGAACCAAUACCGACGAGAUGGACUCGGACUCGGACGAUGAUCCCGAUAUUCUAACCUCACCCCGCUCACGAAUUAACUAUGUUACCCAACCCGCACGAUCUUCAGCCGACGAAGACUAUCGAUUGCAGUUGGCUCGGCGGGUGGUACGCAAGUGGAUGCGACACGCUGGCCUCCAGCCCAACUACCUCAAUAUGACUGAUGGGGAGGGCGAAUUCACGCCCCCUUGGACGUCUGGUAUCUCCCCGCAGUUGGAAGGUCGCAUUGUGAUAGAGGUGUCAUAA